UGGUCCCGGCCAUAUAUGCGCCGAUGAGUGGGAUGCGCGCUCCUUUCCGCGCGGUGCUGGGAGAUGCAAGGAGCGCUGCUCACUGCACUGCCUUGGUAGCACGGGCGAGCGCAUACAGCACGUAACAAACCGCUAUUCAAGCAGAUCGCGCUUGAUCUCGUUUGCCGAAAUACGAAAAUGGGUGGCAAGCUAAGCAAAAAAAAGAAGGCUUCCAAUGUGAGUGACGACAAGGCCAAGGACAAGAAGGUGGAAGGGUCUUCUGCGGAGGAGGGAGCAGCCCAGGAAGAGAACAAAGGCGAGGCCCCAGAGGCGGCCACCACCGACGUGGCCAAUGACAAGGCGCAGAAGGAGGCCCAGCCAGUGGCUAACCAGACAGGAAAUAAGGAGGGGAACAAGGAUGCUGCAGACAAGGAAGACCAGGCCAAGCCCACGGUCAACGGUGAGCCCAAGGCUGAGGUAACCACUAGCAAAGAGCCCGUCUCUAAGCAGGAGGACAAACCAGCUACCGGCAAGCAGGAAGACAAGGCACCACCUGCUGCUGCCACCAGCCCUGACCCUCCCACUAAGGAGCCUGAGGUGAAGCCCCAAGCCGUCACACUCUCGGAGUCCAAGGCGGAACCAGCCAGUGGAAAAGCGGAGAGCCCCGCGGCACCGGAAGCCAAAACCGAGGCUGCCCCCACUGCCCCGGAUGCCAAGGCCACAGAACCGGCAGCACCGACCGUGGCCGCUACUUCUCCGAAGGAAGCUCCAGUGAAAGAGGCAGUGCCGAAUUCAACAGCGGCCCCCGAGAGUGCAGCCCUGGAGGCCAACAGCACAGAAGCAUCCGCCGCCCUCAAGGAUCAAACCGUAGCAGUUAAAGAUUAAUGCACAAUGACUUUCCAAACAAAGUAAUUGGGGAAAAUAUAAGAAAAUAGCCAACCCAUAUUAUAGUCAUUUGUAUUUUUUUGCUGGAACUUUGAUACAAGUAUCGGUCCUACCGUUCCCCCCACCCCACCCCACCCCCCUGCCCUCACCGCGGUCUCCCCUACCCCAGUCCCCUGUACCCCAGUCUCCUUUCCAAACCAAUCAGGAUGUAGCUAGCUUACAAUGCUUGUCCUGCGAUGCUUAUACCAUUGCUGUUUCUUUCAGUAAAAAGAUACAGAAAGGGAGGAAUCCUCGCUUUUUUUUUUUUAUCCUUCCCCAAACCUGUUCCUAUGCCUUUCUUCUCCAGGGUGCUGUGUUUUCUAAUCUACCUGUUGAUUUGGUGCUGACACAGUGGAACUGUGCUCUCGCUCUGCGCUACAUGUGGUAGCUUGUUCCGUUCUCUUGUUACUGCUCCGGCUGUUGCUUUACACAUGUACAUACUACAUGGGUAAUGGUUUGUUUGGUCAUCUGCUGUCCACCGAUUUUCUCAAACAGGAGCAGAGCUGAAGUGUUUUUAACUCAUCAGUGCCAUUCUUCCAAUCAUUUUUAUUUGUAUUUUUUAUUAUUAUUAUUAUUAUUAUUAUGAUUAUUAUUUACAAUAUGGCUUCUCUGUUUUAAUCCAUUGGUCCAAACCAUUGGUUCUCAGUCUUGAUGGGGCACAGCAGGAUUUCCCAGCUCUCUUCAAACCGCUAACAACCUCAGUACUGCCUGAGAGAGGGGCUCAAUAGGAGCAACGCUUGGUUUAAUGAAGCACUGAAGCAGCUGGGUACAUUGUUAAAUAUGCACCCGCUGCAGGCCGCAGGGACCAUGGUUAAAAACCACAGAUCGAAGCCCUUUCAUGCUACCCCCCUCUAAACGUUCCUAUGUCUGUAAAUGUGUUUACCUUGCUUGUUGGGUUUCUCUCUCUAUCUCUCUUUCCCUCUUGCGAAAAAUAAAAUGCACGUCUAUGGUCGGGUGCCCUUGUAGUCCUGUCUUUUAGUCAAGUGAAAAUGGAUAAAAGUUUGCAUUUGUUGUUCAGUUGUACAGUUGCUAUUCAUCUAUAUGCCGUUUCCCAGAGGUGCAAACCAGGAAUUCAUAAAAAAGAAAUAAACGUCACAUAUUUAAAAAAAAAAGAAAGAAAGAAAAGCUACGGGACAGUGUUGGUCUGCAUUAACUUCAUUAAUUAUACUGUUAUAACAAAAUGUAUUAUGUAUUCGUUUAUCUAACAAAAACUUGAUUGUGAUUGCUAAACUUCAGUAACUAACAGAGAUUCCUAGUAAUGGGCUUCCCAAGUUCUGCCAAUUUAUUCGGGCCCAUUAAGGAAUAUAAAUUACUAUGAAACUAAUUUCUUGCCUCAUGACUCCUGAAAAAAAAAACUUGGCCGCAAGGAACAAACGCUUUGUUUUUCUGUCGCUUCUCUUUUAAUGUUGUACAUUUUUUUGUGUUUUCACUUCUGGGUAACUAAAUGUGUAUCACUGACACUACAACGUCCAGCAUUAAUACAAAAAAAAGUUAAUUGUUAUACGGAUGCAUUAAAAUUAUAUGUACUUGCAUAAAUUGUGGAAAGGUAAUAAAAUGUAAGUAAUGCAUAAAAGAUUAAAACAGUUAUGUAA
Messenger RNA from Paramormyrops kingsleyae, 2495 nucleotides. RefSeq lists its product as uncharacterized. The record is from RefSeq and is a predicted model, not a curated record. NCBI's taxonomy places the organism in Eukaryota, Metazoa, Chordata, Actinopteri, Osteoglossiformes, Mormyridae.